Hibiscus syriacus is the source of this 900-nucleotide messenger RNA. Its product is annotated as endonuclease 4-like. Bases 10 to 900 code for a protein of 296 amino acids. Gene Ontology annotation, molecular function: nucleic acid binding; endonuclease activity. The transcript has 9 exons. The record is from RefSeq and is a predicted model, not a curated record. NCBI's taxonomy places the organism in Eukaryota, Viridiplantae, Streptophyta, Magnoliopsida, Malvales, Malvaceae. Gene Ontology annotation, biological process: DNA catabolic process.
AUUUGCAGGAUGGGUUGGCACGAGCUACUAUGGUUGGGAAGGCUGCUUCUUCUUAUGCAAUUGGUUCAUGGUUGGGGAAAACUUGGUCAUUAUGCUGUUUGCAAGAUCGCUGAGGGGCAUCUCACUGAAGAUGCUAUGGCGACAGUCAAAGACCUGCUCCCAGAUUCUGCUAAAGGUGAGCUUGCAUCUGUAUGUUCUUGGCCUGAUGACAUCAAAUUGUACUACAACUGGCAGUGGACAUCCUCCUUACACUAUGUUGACACCCCUAAUUUCAAGUGUAACUAUAAAUACAUCCGAGACUGCUAUGAUUCUGCUGGGCGCAAAAAUAAUUGCGUAACAGGAGCAAUUUUCAACUAUACAAGACAACUCUUUUCAGCAUAUAAGAGAUAUAAUCCCGUGUUGAAAUACAAUUUGACAGAGUCACUCAUGUUCUUAGCUCAUUACAUGGCGGAUGUCCAUCAGCCUUUACAUGUUGGCUUCACAGGAGAUUUAGGUGGGACUAGUAUUAAAGUUCGUUGGUAUCGUAGGAAGACGAAUCUACACCAUGUUUGGGAUACCAUGAUUAUUGAUACUGCGGUGAAGACGUUCUAUGACUCGGAUCUUUUAUCCAUGAUUCAAGCUAUACAAAGGAAUAUUACUGAUGCUUGGUCCAAUGAAAAAUCAUCAUGGGAAUAUUGCAUACAUAACAACGCAGUUUGUCCUAACAUAUAUGCUUCUGAAAGUGUUAGGUUAGCAUGCAAGUAUGCAUAUAAGAAUGCCACACCUGGAAGCACCUUAGAAGAUGAUUAUUUCCUCUCUCGGUUGCCCGUCGUGGAGAAAAGGCUAGCUCAAGCUGGGAUUCGCCUAGCCUCCGUGCUCAACCGACUGUUUAAUUUCCGAGUGAAAAUCUGCCGAUCUUGA